Molecule: messenger RNA, 1338 nt
Organism: Trichomycterus rosablanca
Lineage: Eukaryota; Metazoa; Chordata; Actinopteri; Siluriformes; Trichomycteridae
Gene: ntmt1
Product: N-terminal Xaa-Pro-Lys N-methyltransferase 1
Exons: 4
Coding region: 105-776 (223 amino acids)
Biological process (GO): N-terminal protein amino acid methylation
Cellular component (GO): cytoplasm
Molecular function (GO): N-terminal protein N-methyltransferase activity
Source: RefSeq, a predicted model, not a curated record
CAGUAGGUUGUGGUGGUCAAGAGCCAGAUGAGUUGGGUAAUGUCCUAAAUUUAGGAGUGGACAGUUUACGCGGACGCAAGGCCACGACAAGAGGUUCAGGCAGAAUGGAGGACCAGUUAAUUGAGGACAAAUCCUCAUUUUAUGUGAAGGCUGAGGAAUAUUGGAAAGAAAUCCCACCCACGGUGGACGGCAUGCUGGGAGGUUACGGCAGCAUUUCCAGCAUCGACAUCAGCGGUUCCAAAAAGUUCCUGCAGAAAUUCCUCGGGGAGGGUAACGGUAAGACCAGACCCGGCUGUGCACUGGAUUGCGGGGCAGGAAUAGGCCGCAUCACCAAGCGUCUGCUGCUGCCGCUCUUUCGCACCGUGGACUUGGUGGAUGUGACUCAGAGCUUUUUGGACCAAGCACGAACGUAUCUGGGUGAAGACGGGAAAAAAGUCGAGAACUACUUCUGCUCCGGCCUGCAGGACUUUCAGCCCCAGCCUAACCGCUACGACAUCAUCUGGAUCCAGUGGGUCAUCGGUCACCUGACUGACGAUCACCUGGUGGACUUCCUGAGGCGCUGCCGUGGUGCCCUGCGCCCCGACGGCCUGGUCGUAAUAAAGGAUAACGUAGCCUACGAGGGCGUCGUCCCCGAUGAGGUGGACAGCAGCGUGUGCAGAGAUCUGUCCUGUCUGCGCAGCAUAGUGGCCAGAGCUGGACUCUCAGUCAUCCAUGAUGAACAGCAGCAGAACUUUCCAGAGGAGAUCUACCAGGUUCACACACUCGCUCUUAGAUAGGAAUUACACGUGCAGAUAAAGGAGGUGGUGUUUUAAUAAUGAGAUACUGUACAGUUUGUACAUUGCAACAUGUGCAUGUGUGAGUUUUAGGUCUGAUAUUCAGGCAGCGUGCUGGACAACUGCAAUCAGGGAUCAAACAUUAGAGGUUAUAACAGUUGGUCAUGGUUCCCUAUAGAGAUUUAUAACAAUUAUGGCUUGUAGGUUUAUGUUAAUGAAAACAGGUGUUUGAACCACCAUGGGAAGAAAGUUGAUCCAACCUGAAUUUCAACUCUUCAUGAUUUUUGUGGGACUGAUGUGUCUGGUUUGUGUAUAAAUUAAGAAUUAUUAAUGUAUGCAUGGAUUAUGUUUUAUGAAUGGGUGUGCGUUUAUGAAAUAAAUAGCUUUAUAUAAAUACAUCAUGUGGUGUUGAGCUUUGAAAUGCUUGUUUACAGCAUAUAAUACAAUAUAUUUUAGUAAAAAUUUAAAUUUUUGCAUGUUCUUCUCACCCCAAAUAUAGUUUAUCCAAGAACGUUUGGUGUCUUAAUUUAGAUCGUAAUAGUACCAAGGUUGUGCCAUAUGCAGA